This is a messenger RNA of Lichtheimia ornata, 567 nucleotides long. RefSeq lists its product as uncharacterized. The transcript has a single exon. The record is from RefSeq and is a predicted model, not a curated record. NCBI's taxonomy places the organism in Eukaryota, Fungi, Mucoromycota, Mucoromycetes, Mucorales, Lichtheimiaceae. The coding region runs from base 1 to 567 and encodes 188 amino acids.
AUGCUUUCCGAAGGUACUCUCAAGGUCACUGUUCACUCUGCUCGCCACUUGGCUGAUGUCGAACGUGGUGGUCGCCGUCGCAACGAUCCCUAUGUCAAGCUCUCUUUGAGCCAUGAGAAUGAAGACUCUUACCAACGUACUGAAGUUAAGGAGGAUGCUGGUCCCCAAGCCAGCUGGGAUGAGACUUUCGAGUUCUCUUAUGGUGGUGAGCCCAACUUGUUCGUUGAGAUCUUUGACAAGGAGGCCGGUGUCGACGAGCUUAUUGGCUUCACUGCUAUUCCUUUGUCUCAAGCUCCUGUCAACGGUAUCUUCAACCUUUACACUAUCAAGGAAGAACCCGCUGGUGGCAUUCAUCUUUCCAUCAACACUGAAGAGUCUGAUGACCCCCGUGAAGCUGAAUCUUUCAUCCAAGAUGAGCACAAGCGCCGUAUGGAGAAGCACCACCACAAGGAAGUUGCUGAAGAUGCCGUCAAGGGUGUUGCUGCUGCCGCUGCUGUUGGUGGUCUUGGUUUCUUCGGCAAGAAGCUCUUUGAUGAAUGGAAGGCCAAGAAGGAAGCCGAACAAUAA